CAGAAACGGAAAUGGGAUCGGUUGAGAUAGCAUUGUGUUAUGGAGAAGAAUGACUUUGACAAGGUCUUCUGCUUUAUCAAUGGAAUACCACACUAUAUAGAGAAACCUGAAAAAUUACUGAUAAAUUAUUUGAGAGAAGACUGUAAACUCGCUGGUACAAAGCUAGGCUGUGGUGAGGGUGGCUGUGGAGCAUGUACAGUAUGGAUAUGGACUGUUCAUCCCGUGUCACAACAACUUGAUUGUUAUACAAUCAAUGCAUGCCUUGUAACUUUAGCUAUGGUAGAUGCUUGUUAUAUAGUAACAGUGGAAGGAAUUGGAAGUCGUAAGGAUGAAUUGCAUCCUAUUCAAAGGUUACUUGUUCAACACAACGGUUCACAAUGUGGUUAUUGUACACCGGGAAUCCUAAUGUCUAUGUUUGGUUUCUUGGAGAAAAACAAAUUUUCCAAACAAGUGUUAGAUAUCGAAGAAAUAGAGUCUUGCUUUGAUGGCAAUCUUUGUCGUUGUACGGGCUAUCGAUCUAUUUUCGACGCCUUUCGGAGUUAUGUCCAAGCAAAGGAAACUUUUUGCAUAAAAGAAAGUAUUUCUAUUCCUGAAGAUGCACUACAGCACAUUUUUUUGGAAAGAAGAAGAAAACUUCGAGUGUGGAUAUCUCAGCAACAACCACAUUGUAACAAAUCGAUGUACCUAAGCGAGACAACAGCUUCUCCUUACAAUUCUUUUGACAGAUUUCCCAUUUUUGUACGACCCACCAAUCUUCAGGAAACAAUCUAUUAUAAGCGUCUCUAUCCCGAUGCGAAAUUUGUGGUUGGAAACUCAGAAAUCGGAAUCGACAUCAAGAUGAAACAGAAAAGAUGGAAUUGUUUUAUAUUAUUAAAUGAUGUACAAGAAUUGCUUCAUAUAGAUGAUACAAAGUCGAAUGGAUGGUCCAUUGGAGCUGCAGUAUCCUUAAGUAAAUUGUUGGAUCGUAUUCAACAAUUGAAAGAAAAUCAGUUCCAAUUUCGAACACUGUACAUGCUACGAAACCAACUCCAGAGAUUUGCUGGGACUCAGAUUAGAAAUGUUGCUUGUUUAGGAGGAAAUAUAGCUACUGCAAGUCCUAUUUCAGAUAUCAAUCCGUUACUAGCUGCUACCAACGCGAAAUUGAGAUGGAUAUCUUGUAAACACGGCACCUAUUCAGAGGCAAAUGCCAAAGAUUUCUUUGUGGGAUAUCGAAGUACUCUGCUGAAAGAAGAUGACUUGCUAGUGGAUGUUCUGAUUCCUCUUACGAAGAGAAAUGAAUAUGUUUUUGCCUACAAAGUUUCUCGAAGAGUGGAUGAUGAUAUUGCAAUUGUCUCUGCCGGAAUGAGAUUUACUUGUAGCAUAAUUAGCCAGCAGUCUCCAAACGACUCUAUGUUGGUUGACACCAGAAUGAACAAAAAAAUAGUAUUGGAAGAUGUCUCCUUAGUCUAUGGAGGGAUGGCAGAUCGAACUAAAAACGCUCAACAAACUGAAAUGGUGUUAUGUGGAUCCGUAUUAGAGUCCUGUUCGCUGUUGUCCUUUUGUCGUAAUACUUUGGACAAGGAUUUUGCUUUGAAGGAGGACUCUCCAGGAGGAAUGAUUGAGUUUAGAAGGACCUUGGCAUGUAGCCUGUUGUUACGUUCUUUUCAUCGAUUGGAGCGUCUUCUUUGCAAUGAGCAAAUACAAGAUUCUUGUGAUGAACUCGACCAUUCUACAUUUUCUUCCCAUGCAACUCAAAUAUUCCAACAGUUAAAUGACGAAGGAAAUGGUACUUGUCAUCUUGGAAGAACAGUUCCUCAUCAAUCCGCUAUUUUACAAUGUUGUGGAGAAGCACAAUAUGUCGAUGAUAUACCAAGCUCUUCAGAUACUCUUUACUGUGCCUUUAUCUUAUCAUCGGUACCACAUGCAAACAUUUUAUCCAUCGACUGUUCGGAAGCUUAUAAUCAAUGUCCUGGGAUAAAGAAAAUAUUUCUUUCUCAAGACGUUCCAGGAACCAAUCAAUUUGCAAUAGCUAAUAAUGUGGAAGACGAAGAAGUGUUUUGCUCAGGUCAUGUAACUGCAGUUGGUCAGAUUAUUGGAAUGGUAGUAGCAGAUACUCGAGAGCAUGCACUAUUAGGAAGAAGAAUGGUAAAAGUAGAUUAUGAAAGGCUACCUGCUAUCCUCACUAUUGAAGAGGCUCGACAGCAACAAUCCUUUGAACACUGUUGUGGUAGAAAAAGAAAAUGGUGGACAUUUCCUCCUCAUUUUAUUGAACAAGGAAAUGUCGAAGAAGAAUUUCACCGUACCGAUCUGUUACAAAUUCGUGGAAAUGUAAAGAUAGGUGCUCAAGAACACUUUUAUUUGGAGACACAUGGAUGCUUGGCUAUUCCUGGUGAAAAUGAUGAACUCGUGAUAUACGUCUCCACUCAAAGUCCUUCUAAAACUCAAAUGGUAAUUGCUCAUGUCUUGGGAUUGCCAAGUCACAAGGUAGUUUGCAAAACAAAGCGUAUUGGUGGUGGAUUUGGUGGUAAAGAAACUCGAAACAUAUUUAUUAGUUGUGCAGUUGCGGUUGCUGCUCACACUUUGAAGAAGCCAAUUCGUAUAUAUUUAGAUCGAGAAGAUGAUAUGGUGAUGACCGGUCAUCGUCAUCCUUUCUUUGGAGACUAUCGAGUUGCAUUUGACCGACUUGGAAAGAUUCACGCUGUUGAAACUUUGCUUUUUGCCAAUAUAGGAAAUAGUUUGGAUUUGUCCAUGGCAGUUUUGGAUAGAGCACUAUUUCAUUCUGAAAAUGUGUAUCAUAUUCCAAAUAUUCGAAUCGUUGGAAGACUAUGUUGGACUCACACUAUUUCUAAUACUGCCUUUCGAGGCUUUGGAGGUCCCCAAGGAAUGGCAAUAGCAGAAACUUGGAUCCAUCAUGUUGCUUCUGCAUUGAUGAUGAAUCCGGAGACCGUACGUUCCUUGAAUAUGUAUGGAGUUGGAGAAAAUAGCUUGACCACUCCCUAUGGAAUGAAGCUGCUAGGAUAUUCUGGUUGGGAAUGCUGGCAAAGUGUGAUGGAAUCGAGUGAUUUCUGGAAGAGAAAGCAAACAGUGAAUGAAUACAAUGCCAAUCAUCGAUAUCGAAAGAGAGGAAUUGCCGCGGUUCCAACCAAAUUUGGUAUAUCUUUUACAAAUAAGACUUAUAACCAGGCCGGAGUUCUUAUUCAUGUCUAUUUGGAUGGUAGUGUCUUGGUGAGUCAUGGCGGUGUUGAAAUGAACG
Galdieria sulphuraria is the source of this 3232-nucleotide messenger RNA. Its product is annotated as xanthine dehydrogenase molybdenum-binding subunit. Gene Ontology annotation, molecular function: FAD binding; iron ion binding; oxidoreductase activity. NCBI's taxonomy places the organism in Eukaryota, Rhodophyta, Bangiophyceae, Galdieriales, Galdieriaceae. The transcript has 6 exons. The record is from RefSeq and is a predicted model, not a curated record. The annotation marks the transcript as partial.